Neoarthrinium moseri is the source of this 1008-nucleotide messenger RNA. RefSeq lists its product as uncharacterized. The record is from RefSeq and is a predicted model, not a curated record. Gene Ontology annotation, cellular component: cytoplasm; nucleus. Bases 1 to 1008 code for a protein of 335 amino acids. The transcript has 2 exons. Lineage: Eukaryota; Fungi; Ascomycota; Sordariomycetes; Amphisphaeriales; Apiosporaceae. Gene Ontology annotation, molecular function: protein binding.
AUGGACGUCCAACAAUUCGCGUCUCAGCUGUCCGAUCCGUCAUGGGAAGACCCUCAAUGGCACAAACAACAUACUAUUGACAUCCAGCUUGACGACUCCGAUGAUGAACCUGGACAGAUGAAUGAUAGGGCAAAGGCACUAGACGAUGCCGCCAGCGAACUGAACUCCCUCUGCGCCAGUAAUGCACCCCUCGGAGACGUUCAAGACUUCCUGGCCAAAUGGGAGCAUCCACCCUCGAGUGGCCAAAUACAGCCCAAUGCCCUGGCCUGGUUUGACAACUCGAAUGCAGUACGGUGGGGAUGCGCAAACAGUAGCCCUGACGUGGUGCGACUUCUACUGGAAAAGGGGCUCAACCCAACCGCUAUGGCUGUGUCGUUCGCCAUUCCACAAUUGAGACUAUCCAAAGAUAGGACUAUACUUCAGCUCCUCGUUGAUUAUGGCUGGGACGUGAAUGAGCCUUUGAACGACAAAACACCACCAUUUAUGAGCUUGCUGCUAGAUGACCCAGAUCUUGUUCAGUGGUGUUUGUCUUUGGGCGCAAAUCCAAACCUUUCAAGCCCGUCCGGGAAUACCAUUAUGCAACGAGCUGCAAGCUACGGCUCCGUGGCUACGAUGAGGCUCUUGAUUGACCAUGGCGGGGACGUCACACAGGGAGCGCUCGUGGCUCACGCGUCCUCUUUUCACAAUGAUGGUGUCGCGGGCCGCCUCGAAGUUGCCCAGCUACUUUUAGACAAUGGCGCUCCUGUUGAUGCUUACUAUGGCGACAACGUGAGCGAUGCAGCGAAAUCGUAUGAUGCUAUGCUGGCUGGCAGGCAGAACGCACUCCACUUCGCCAUCGGGGGCGGAAAGCGAGAUAUGGCGGAGUUGUUGAUUCGCAGCGGCGCUGACAAGCAUCUAGAAACUAGUUCCCCGAUGAAGACAAACGGAGAGGUUGUCUCACCCAUAGAAUUGGCAAGGAUUUCCGGACAAGAAGAUAUCAUAGAAUUAUUACAAAGCACCGAGACUUGA